Messenger RNA from Dichotomopilus funicola, 5541 nucleotides. RefSeq lists its product as uncharacterized. NCBI's taxonomy places the organism in Eukaryota, Fungi, Ascomycota, Sordariomycetes, Sordariales, Chaetomiaceae. The transcript is spliced from 3 exons. The record is from RefSeq and is a predicted model, not a curated record. The coding region runs from base 1 to 5541 and encodes 1846 amino acids. Gene Ontology annotation, cellular component: site of double-strand break; nucleus.
AUGUCAUCGCCAGCAUCAGAUCAGCCGGCCCAAGAUGCGACAGAAGUGCCACGCCGCGUCUCACCCUCCAGACAUGCCAAUGCGACAGCAACGACAAAUAAGCGGGCGUCGGCCCCGGCUGCGACGGCCCCGAAGAGCGCACCCGCUACCCCCAGCAAUGGCUCGCCCCCCAAGAAGAAGACGGAGCCAAGUCUCUUAGGAGACUUCUUUCUCGGGCGCCAAUCGCCAGCUCGCGUGGCGGCGCUAAAACAACGCCGGAAGAGCAUGGCAGCGGACGCGGCUCACGUACGGGAGGAAUUGCGACAGGAAAUGCGAGCGGCUGCUGUGCGGCGGGUCCAACAACCUGGUGGAGUGACGGAUCGCGUCAAGGCAUGGCAAAAGGCGAACGUAACAGCCAUGAAGAACCAAGGAGGCGGAAUACCCCACGCCGAAGACGUCGCGAGCGAACCGACUGAGGUCGGUGCCCAGAUUUCAACCCAGAGCGUCACGGAGGAAGACCGGGUACGCAUCAAGAUGCGGAAAAGGCCAAAAAAGAGAAGGGCCAAGACCAACAAGCCGGAAGACAAGGAAAGCAAGGAAAGCGGCGAGGGAGAUGGGGAUGAGACCGAACGGGGGGGGUCAGCCAGCCCCUCCCCAGAAGAAUCACCUAGCAAACCCCCAGUGGUGAAACUAGCGCCGAAGAAGAGGAUUGACUGGGCACAGCGGGUCGAAGCCCCGCAACCUCAGCCCGUCAAAACGAAGCAGUACCGGCACCGAAAAUCUGGCGCGACCGUGACCGUCGAGGAGGAUCCUCCGAGCGUCGUGACAUCCGAUCCGGGAAUCGAAACUACAAAGAAACCGGCCCAAGAUGACGGAAUUCGUGUUAAGCCCACGAGGCUAAGGAAACCGAAUCAUGGCCCCGAUGAUGGGAUCAGGGUGGCCCCCAUCCGCAAGAAGGGGUCGGUUGAUGACGGCAUCCGGGUACGCCCAAUCGACACAAAGGCCAACGACGAUGGGAUUCGGGUACGCCCAAUCGAUAGCCCCCUAGAAGACAAAAACACCCCAAGCGGCGCCAGGGCGUCAACGCUGAGCGAUGACUCCUCAAGCAGCCCUACAUCAUCUAGACGAAGCUCCAGGAGGAGGCGUGCCAGAGCCUCGACCACGAGACAAAACCAAAAAUCGAGCCCCAAGGGCGUAGUUGAGGUGGUGGAGGACCCGGAUACCGAGGUUCAGACCCCAACAAAGAGGAAACCAUCCCGACGGCGUUCUAGGCGGCGGAGCCCUGGCUCCAAACCCACCACGCAAGCCACGGAGCCCCCCGCCGACCCGGCGUCGGGGUCUGACAAGGUGCCUCACGUGUCGGUACAAGCCUGCUCCGAUGAAGAUUCCGAAGUGGCCCCGCCCACGGUGCUGGGGAACAAGUCGUUGGCGGACAUUCCAUUUGGGUACUCGGCAUUUAGCGAGCUGGAGCUGCCUUUGGGCGCCGAUGCUAGAAAUAGUGCCAGCCGAAAACCGAGGGCCCAGCGGAACCCUAGCCUCAAGGCCGUACCGAAUGUUUUGAAGAAGGUCGUGACUGGGGCCAAAGACAUGAUUCAAGAGAUGGCCGAACCACCAAAACCGGUUGUCAGCAACAAACCACAAAGCAUCGAGUCUUGGCUGAAUGAUACGGUUGACCCGUUCGUUGAGCCCACCGCGCGCUCACCGGUUGCCCAGGAACCCGUACCGAAAGCGGCUGUUGAAAACACCAGCAUGGCCUCGAAAUCGCCAGAACCUGCGGUGAAUACCCAGAGUAAACCACCAUCACGACCAUCCUCAAGGCACGUGUCUCGACCGCCAGCCGGGAGCCAGCCAGUAGCGCCCGUCGAGUCUACCGUGACGAAGAGUUCGAGUUCGCAAGAAAGCACGGAAGGACCAUGGGAAGAUAGCGAUGUGACACCGAAGAAGGCCAAGGCUCCGUCCCCCCCUAUGACGGGGCUUAAAAGGAGACGUGCCACUAGAGCAGUCACAUCACCAGCGAAGCCCAGUGGCAAAAAGGCGUUUCGAGACCUCCUUAAAGACGCCUUUCGGGGAGAAUCUGGUGGCCAUAAGCUCCCGCCUAUGGUGUACCCCAGUUGCGAAACCGACGAUGACAACGGUGGCAGCGAGUUUGAGCGAGAAGACUACGAAUCCACGACCGUUGGCAAAGGGCCGCCGGUUUCUGAUUACUCUUCGUACUACUCAUCGGCAUACGACUCAACCCUUUCUUCCGAUCUCUCGAGCCAGGUUCCCUACCGAUCACGACCACCAACAAAAGGUGUUCAUGAGUUGUCGACGAUUGUGUCCGAGGAAUCCAGCGCCGUCGGCUCGGAGGCCCUCUCCGAUGUUUCCCAAACGACUGUCACUCAAACAACGGCAUUUACAAAGUCAACCAGCCUUUCACGGCGAAAGAGCCAGAAGCCGGGUCUUAAGCGUCGCCUGACAAAACAUUCGGAUCUUGUCUCUGUGCUUUCGUUGCCGGACGAUGGGCAGCUCGUUCCACCAAGGCGAUCCAAAAGCAUCAAGUCGUCGCACAGCCUCCACCGCAAACCGAGCAGGGCAAACAAGAGUAAGGCAGAUGAACUGCUCGACGAGUUCGCAGAUGACGAGCAUUUUUAUGGAAGAGAGCUAAAAGCUCUGGUUGACGGCGUUAUCCCUGUCCUCUUACGGGACGUCAUGAAUGGUGGUGCCGAUGACUUGAGAUCGGACGCCGCGGUCAAGUCCGUUGUGAAUAUGGGCAUGGCGCUUGAAAAGCUGAGGACCUUCCACCGACAGGUCCCCCUUUCCAGCAUCACCGAGUUGUUGUUCUGGCUUGACGAUGUCUCCCCAGUUUACAAUGGUUACCUCGACGUCUGGCGGCUCGGAUUUCAGGGGCUGGCCAUUAACCUUGCGCCAAAGCACGGCGGGUUUGACGACGAUGACUCGCUCUUAAACGCCCUCCCUCUCAAUGAGGAGGGGGACAUCAUCGGUGAGAAUGGAGAGCGUGUGGAUGUUGCAUAUCUCCUUAGGCGGCCGUUAAUUAGAGUCAAAUGGGUGGUCAAAUUUCUCCGAGCGGCAGUGGCAGUCACCGAAGCCCGGGAAGCUCAGCGUCUACUGUCGGUGUUCAUGGCGUUGCAGGAGAAGGCCCGCAAGCGGCACCGAGAAGAAACCGCCCGCUUGAUGGACGAAGACGCCAACAGCACCGAUACCUCCCGAUGCCGCGAUCUUCGAAAUCUGUUGCCCCUAGACGGAGUCAUGGUGAACCGGACACGCCAGGUGGCAGCAUUAGAUGUCUUUUCUCUGGACUUGGAUCAUUCAAACGGCCAGCGGUUGGGGUGCCAGGUCGAGAUUAUUUUCCGAGACAGACCAUCUUUCCCCGAGGACAGGGGCGACAUUUUGAUCAGGGAGCUCGGGAAUGGAGCCCGAUCAUGGUUGUUGUUUCCCCCGGUACCCAGGCAAUACAUCUCGGCUCGUCUUGGGGAUGAGGACGACGAUUCUCUUGUUGUGAUGAUACGAGGAAGCCACAACGGGAAUGAAUGGUUCGAGCUCCUCAAAAUAUCGACAAAUAACGAGGAACAGAUCGAUUACUGGCUUCGUAUUUUGGGGAGCCACCCGAUCCCCCCCAUCACUAGGAGUAGGCCUGCUAGCAUGGUGCUCGGAUCAGCAUCGCCCAAAUCAGUGGCGAUGGACGUCCCUGUUGGCGAACGCAAAGUGAGUACGUCGAGUCUGGGAUCAUCCAAUACAGAGCGGCCCACAACACCCUCUUCCCGGCCACGCCCACGGUCGCCGUCGGACGGAUCUGCCGCCGAGGAAUGCGCUGAGGACCACCUGGAGGAACAUGACGACGAGCCCUCGUGGGACAGCCACUCCGUGGACGCGCCCAAAUCUGCGAAAGCGCCACCCAACACGAAGCCCUAUCGUGAGGAUGGAGCUCCUCCCCCGCCUAUUCAUCGCACGCUUGGGCCGAAGAGCUCCGGGCUUCUAGCCCCCCCGGUUGAUUCCAGCCGCAAUGCUCGCCUCAAGCGUCGGAUGUCAUCUCCGCUCAAGCAUGAGUACCACCCCUCCGAUGUCUCGUCGGACAGCUCGGCCUCUCUGAGCGAGAGCGAUUCUGAGCUAUCCGAGUCCUCCAGCGACGAUUUGGGUGAAGACGAUGUGCCCGAAACCAUCCCGGGAUACAGCAUCAAGGAACUUGAAGCCACCCCAGCCGAGUCCGUUGCGUCAGAAAACAGCGUCACGCCGUCCCAUUCGGCCUCGCAGAUGGAGAUUUACGGCCCAGAUGAUUCAAAGCCAGAACGACCGGCACAGAAUUUUGUUGGCUCCGUUUCGUACUGGUCUAGUAGGCGGGGUGUGUGGAAAGAUGUCAACAAUGGCCAGCCGGCUUCGAUCGUUGUUCAUCCCGGCUCCAUGGAAGUCCACUACCUUGACGAACAGGAAUCAACCCGAAAAGCGUACCCCCUGCAGUCCUCUGGCACAUCUGAAAUUGACGACAGCAACAGGAGUGCUGGUACUAUUGUGCCGCUUGUUGCGCUUGUCUUGACUCCGGUGGUUAUGAUCCGCCGGAGUACAGCCCUCGACCUGGAGGUUCGCAGUCCGGCGUCUCCGGAGGCGCGGUUGAAGCUCGAGGCCACCAUGUUCCGCUUCCGUGCGGCCAACCAAGCUGAAGCUAAAGACCUCUACGAUGCUGUCCACAACAGCCGUCUGAACAAUGCCAGGUAUAUUCAACUUAGCGAAGAAUCGCGCUUCCGGUCUUUUGGCCAAAUGCAGCCGAAUCCUGGAGAGGGAAGCAUGGACGGCACCUCCAGCCGCCGGACAGGCUGGUUUGGCCGCAAGAACAGCUACCGCGCAUCUACCAGGGCGCCGAGCGUCUCUCAAGGCAGCAUCUCAACCACUGUUUCAGCGGGCAGCUUCCUCCGGCGCCUGAUGGGCGGUGGAAACAACAACUCCUACAACAUUGACGAGUCCACCCUCGACAAGCCGCGUCCAAACUCGGCAGCCCUGCCCGGUAGCGGCAGCCUCUACACGUCGAGCUCCGGCUCCGGUUCCGGCUCAGGCUCCGUAACCCCCCCAAGAAGCGCAUCCGUGUCGCUCUCGAACUCCGGAAGCCAGAGCCGCUGGACCUCGGGCUUCGCCAAAACUUUCUCGCCGGACCAACCUCUGGAAAUCCGUUGCCAUCUCAAUGUACAAAACAACCGCUGGCUCGACAAGGGCGAUUGUAUCUUGAACAUUAGCCGCCCACCUCCCGGGGUCCGUCAGGAACUGCCCCUAUACAAUGGCCUCGAGAAGCGCAUCAUCGUGACACAUGCAACGAAAAAGAAUGCGGAUCGGCCACUGAUCCUGCUGGAUGCAGUUCUAGGGUCCAAGUGUUUCAGUUUGUUGGGGAGUAAGGGGGUGAUGUGCAGUGUGUGGGAGAACCUGAGAGAUGAGGAGGGUAAUGUUGGAGUGGCGCCGAAGAGUGGUGCAAUUGCUGGCAAGGUGACUAAGUGGUGCUUCCAGUGCAAGAGCAUGCAGCAGGCGGGAUGGAUUAUGCAGUUGUUGACGACCGAAGUGCCAGGGAUAAUGAUGCGGUAG